CAGUGACGUUCAACUAGAGCGACGAAGGAGGAUGUGUUUGUCAAGUUGUCUUUAAACAGGAAAGGUGUAAGGUAAGCGUAGAUUUAGACUCCACAGAAUUAAAUACUUGUGCCUUCUUGUAAAACGCAGUCACCAGAUUAAUACAACAAAUCGGGUCUGACUGUGGCUUUGCGCAGCGAUGGACAGCGAAGUUCAGCGCGAUGGAAGGGUGCUGGACCUGAUCGAUGAUGCCUGGAGGGAAGAUCGAUUGCCUUAUGAAGACGUCACCAUCCCGCUGAGUGAACUUCCUGAGGCGGAACAGGACAAUGGUGGGUCAACCGAGUCAGUUAAGGAGCAGGAGAUGAAAUGGUCAGACCUGGCUCUCCAGAGUCUUCACGAAAACACACCGAACACGGGCAGCUAGCGCACUGACCGUGCAGCUCGGAACUGUCCCGGUUGUCUUUUAUCCCGGCUGGCUUUUUACCAAAAGCGAGAACAAAACAAUCUUUAUCAAGGGAAUAGUUGGAUUGUCUGUUCGACUUGUCUUUCACUGGUCCCUUCACAACAAAAAUAUACUCGAUGUGUUUAGAAUGUUAUUUUGGUUACACGAUUCACGCAGUGUUCUGUGACCUGUGGAAUAAUAUAGAAUUGUAAGUGUUACUGGUGUAUGAUGGGGGGAGUCUUCGCAAGUGUUGGUUUUCAUUGCUGUGAUCGCUGCAGUCUCCAGACAAAGUCCUAAUUGCUGGGUAUUUCAAAGGCCAUAAAUGACAAACUGACCCCAAUGUAAAAUGAAAUUGCAACUGUGUGAUGAUCAAUGUUUUUAAACCAACUUGCAAAUUAAAGGAUUGAACUAUGUAAAAGUG
Messenger RNA from Lepisosteus oculatus (spotted gar), 842 nucleotides. RefSeq names its product anaphase promoting complex subunit 13 (gene anapc13). Gene Ontology annotation, cellular component: anaphase-promoting complex. Lineage: Eukaryota; Metazoa; Chordata; Actinopteri; Semionotiformes; Lepisosteidae. The record is from RefSeq and is a predicted model, not a curated record. Gene Ontology annotation, biological process: protein K11-linked ubiquitination.